UUCGGAGAGGAGGGAACCCCUCCUCGUUGCCGCUGCUAAGAAUAGAUGUUUGACGAAGAUGCUGGCUACACAUUCAAGCAACUGAUUUCGGAUGUAGCCAGCAUGAGAGGCUGACCAGCUCUCCAGAGAUUAAGGAAGAUGAGUAAUGGCGGUGCCUGGAUGGAAGCUUGAGCGACAGGUCAGUGAAAGUUCCGUCGAAAGUUUAAAGACUCUAAAUGAAGACCUUCGCACCCACCUGGCGAAACUUCGCAACCAGUUGGACCUUCAGAGAGGCAAUGUCAAGCAGGUCCACUGGCAGAAGGUGUUGGACAUCCGCAUGGUCCGAGAACAGGAGCAACAGAAACACCUGGCCACCAUAGCUGACCUCCAGACCAAGUUUCAGGCCGAAAAGUCACGUGAACUUGAAAACCAACGCGAACAGCUUCAGCAGAAACAUGAACAUGACCUUCAGAAAUUUACAAGGAUGAAGGAGACGGAAGUCACCAAGCUGAGGCAUGAACUGGAACAGAAGGAAUCUCUUCUGCAUCGGUACAUCAGCGAGACCAGGAGAGAAUCUCUUCGGCUGUCUCAAGAUGGAAGGAAAUCAAAACUGUUGCAUGAACUCAGUGAUUUACGGAGUACCAAGAAGCAGCUUGAGGACUCGCUGACCUCGGCAAGUGAGGCAGAGAGGCAGUAUUGCCGGCAGUUGCGCAAAACAGCAGAACAUUACCAGUCGGAGGUCGUGAGGGUCAAGCGUGAAGCAUACAUAGAAAUACGGCACCUGAUUGAGCAACUAAAGAAUAAGGACAAGAUAAUUUCGCACUUGGAGCGAGAGCUGGGUCAUCAGUCGGGGUAUGCGCUGCACCUGGCGCUCGAGAGGGAGCCGACGUCACACGACGCCUCCCCCCACCCCGCCACCCUAGGUGUCACACCUAACAUGGAUCUCAGUCUCGGCAGCAGCGGCAGUAAUGGCAAACUCGGUGAUGGCAGUGGAACCAGGGCAACCACUUACACGCUAUCAUAUGAGGGCGAGGGCAAACGAGCUAUCGAGGAUUUAGCUCACCUAGAGACUGAGGUCCAAGAACUAAAGGAGAAGUGUGACUGUCUGGUGCAAGACAACCAGGAACUGAGUAAGAAACUCAAAGAUAUAGAACAGAAGAACCGACAACUUAAUGAAAAGAACAAGAAGUUUCUUGACAAGAAUGUGGAACUUACCUCUAUCAACCGAAACCUCAAGGACCAAACUCAAUUGCUCACAGAGGAUCACAGGAAACUUAACCACCAGUAUGAACAUUCCAGACGCAAGUGUCAACAGCUGAUGAAACAGCUGCAGCAGGAGCUUUGUGAUCUCAGCUGCGCAGAAGAGAAGGUGCUGCAGAUGGAGGGCAUGAAGCAGCAGAUCACAGAGCAGGGCAAAUCCAUCGCUGCGCUCAAACAGGCCUGCUCAGAAAAAGACAGAAGAAUAGAAUUAAUACAACACAGGAAGAAGAGAAGAAGGUUAAUGAGAUCACAGGAGAAGUUACAUGUACCUCUUCUGCCCUGGCAGUGUACGGGAGUAAAGGAGACCUUCUAUGGAUACGAUGAAGACAGCAGAUCAGAAAACUCAGAGAACUCGCUGUCAUCUGUUUCCUUGACGAUAUCUGAUGAUGACCUUUGGGAUGAGCUGACCCGUGAGGAGGUGGAGAAGAAUUACCAGAGGUUGAUGCGUGAACACCAAGAGCUGCAGAAGUCCCAUGCCUUGCUGCAGAGUCAGACUGACGGUCUGCUGGACCCACAGAGAGAGGCCAAGAUGAGGAACCAGCUGGAGAUGGAUCUGUUCAAAAGUCAGUGUCGGAUAGAGGAGCUGGAGAAGUUAUUGCAGGACACGGGACAGGGUGAAGCUUGUGAAUGGCUCCGAGAGAAAGAGAAGUUCUUCAUGUCCAAUGAAGAGCUGCAACAGCGGGUACAGGUGUUCGAGAGCGAGACCACCAACCUCCAGCAAGACCUGACGGAGAAGACAGAGCAGAUCGAGGACCUGGAGUUCCGCAUCCUUGAGCUGGAAGAGUGUGCACAGCCAAAGGUUUGUGAGUGUGGAGGAAGGGAGGUAACUCCAACUGACAGCAUGUCAGGGGGCCCUCUUGAGGUUGAGGCCCUGCAGGGGCAGUUGAAGGUGUUGCUGCAGGGGAAAGGGAAGGAGGCUGACACAGUGUUGAAGAAGCUGGAUAAAUUUAAGAAUGCUGAACAGCAAAUCAUCAACCUGGAAUGUACAGCCAAAGAACUUCAAUCCAAGGUCAUUUCCCUCCAGCAAGAGAAGACAACUCUGGAGGAAAUGUUACUCUCCACCCAACAAGCGACAACACCCUCUCCAAACAGGCAUGAGUCUGUCGAGGUGCUGGCACUCAAGGAUCAGCUUCUAUUCCACGAAAAGUCGGAGGUAGAGCUUAUGGAGAAGAACAUUAAGCUCCAGACAAAGUUGGAUGAAUGUGAAGGUCAGAACUGCAAACUGCUGAGGAGGAUUGAUGAGCUGGAGGAUAAGGUCAUCAAACUGCAGACAAAGCAUGGGAAACCCAUGAACAGAACUGACAGUGAGAAGGAGAAGUUUCAUGAGAAGCUGAUUCGGACCAAUUCCACUGGGUCUGAUAGUCCGAGUAGAAGGGACAAGUACUCACAGACAAACACCAAGAUGCUGGAUAAAAGUGUAACUGCCAAAUAUGACGAACUUGUUAAACACACUGAAGCUGAUUUUGAUAUCCUGGACCAAAAGAUGCAGGUUUUGUAUGAGGAAAAUAUGUCUCUUCAACAAAAACUUGUUGAGAAGAAAAUAAUUGAUGAAGAGUCGGACAAGAGUUUGGACAUGUCAUAUGAUAGUCGGUUAGCAGAAAUGGAAGAAUACUGUGAAGAUUUGCAGGAUCGCCUUCACACUGCAGAAAUGUCAGAAAGACAGUUACGAGAAAAGCUGAAACUGGCGGAAUACACCAUCAAUGACCUUGAGAGUAGUGAGAACUAUUGUAGAGAAAAGGUGGAGGAGUUGACCAAUCGAGAAAGUGAGGCGAAAAGGCAGACUAGCCAACUGUACCAGACAGUACAGGAACUGAAAGAGAUCGUACUGGACAAAGAUGUUAUUGAAACAGCGUUACGCGAGAAGGUGGACUUUCUGGAGAAGGCAGAACUGGCCUCAGCCCAAAUCAUUCAUGAACUACAGAAUACAGAAAAGAGUCUUCGGCAUCAGUUGGAGCUGAAGUCAGACAUUGAGGGUGAUGUUAAGUUUGCUGAGCGUCUGAAAGGCCGCAUAAGUGUGUUAGAGAGAGACAACAAGAAGCUGAGCGUGAAGGUGUCGGAGUUGGAAGAGGAUGAGGAGGUGUUGAGGGAGAACUGGAGGAGGGUGGCGGAUGAGGAUGCCAACAGAAUCGAGUGUCUGGAAGAGAAGGUGAAAAUGUUGGAAGCCAUGAACAAACAGCUCAAAAAUAGUCUUCAGGAUGCACAAGACAAUGUGUACAUUCAUAAUAAUGUUCCUCAGUCUUCCUCCUUAGCUACUGAGUUGUCCGAGUCAGAAAAGAAUAAUGGUGAAUUGACUAUGGCUAAAAGGUCUUUCUCAACUCCAUAUCUCCAUUCCGCGGGCUAUGAGGUGUCGAUGCCCCAAAGGUCCCUUUCACAGAGGGAUUUGGACUUCAUUACCGAAACUGAAGGGUUUGAAAAGAUACAAGAAUUAGAGGAACAGAUAAAUAAUAUUGUAGAGGAUAAGAAUUCCAAAAUUGAAAAUUUGCAUGAAAAGAUUGCCAAUUUGCACGACAACGAAGUGAAACUGACUGAAACGCUAAUGGAAAUGGAACACGAGGAACGAGAACUGAAAGCAAAGAUUGCCCUGUAUGAGAGCAAGGCAGUUACAGUGGAGAAGAUGCUUCAGUAUGAAGACAAGAUAAUGGAGCUCCAUAGUUCUCAGGAGAACCUUCUGGAUAGACUUGAGUCAUUGGAAGAUCAUGAGAUGACUCUUCAGGAAAAACUUGACCGAGCAGAACAGCAGGCCAAGAUCAAAGUUGGGACCCUUGAGAAACAGCUAAAGAAUGUACAUGCUCAGUUGGAGCAGGCUAAAACGAGAGGGGAGGAACUUGUGAAGGAGAAGGAGUUCCUCAAGAAGCAGAUUGACAAACUGGAGAACAAGAUCAGACUGUAUGUGAAAAAGGGAGAAGAAGCAAAGGAAAAGGUUACUGAGUUGAGUGGACAGAUUAGUGUGUAUGAACAGAGAGAGGAGUAUGCUUCAGGGAAACUGAAAGAGAUGGAGGAGACUUUGAGUGCAAUUCAGCAGAGAGAGGAAGGUAUGAAAGCUAAAAUUGCUGAACUUGAGGGUGAGAUUGAAGUUCUGAAUCAGAGGGAGGAGAAAGCAAAAGCCAAAUUGGUUGGAAUGAAAGAUGACAUGAAGAAACUUGAACAGAAGGGUUCACAUUCCUCUGCUAGAAUUGCAGAGCUUGAAAAGCAUGAGAAGGAACUGAUGGAGAAAGUGUCUCAAUAUUCUAAGAGAGAUUCCACAUCAAAACAAAGGAUUUCUGAGUUGGAGAGUCAGAUGAGUAAGAGUGUUUCUAAAUGUGGUGUGUUAGAAAGAGAGUUGACAGAAGCACAAGAGAAUGAAAUUGCUAGAUUAGGAACAAUACAAAAUAUGGAAAAAGCCCAAACUGAACUGAGUGAAUCUUUGAAAAAAAUGCGUGUAGUGAAGAAAUAUGUGCAACAGAUCUCAACCCUGGAACAAACAAAGUCUCUGGCUGUAACCGAGCUUGAGAAAGAAAAACAUGAACUGUUGGAGAAAAUUAAGAAAUUAGAGAUGAGUGUGCGAGAACAGGUAGGAAGUGUUAAAUAUUUAGAACAGAAACUCUCACAAUCUCAGGGAUGUGAACGGACAGGUGCUGAGAAAAUGUCAUCCUUAGAGACGACACUUGCAGAGUAUGAGGAAAUUGUUGUGAGGAAAACAACAGAAGUUACUGAAUUACAGAAAGAAAAGUUGGAACUGUCCAAGAAGGUCAGUGAUCUUGCAAAUGAAAGUGAUCAGCUGGAAGAAGAAAAGAUAGAACUGAAGGACCAAGUGUGGAAUCUUCAGCAGGAUAAGAAGUUCCUUGAAAAUCAGUUGGAUGAGUUUACAGGGAAGGAAGAUGGACAGAAGAAGGUUCUAGAAUCCUUGAGAGCUUCUCUGAGUCAACUUCAAGAGACAAAUAAAGACUAUGAGAGCCAAGUUCAGACAUUGUCUUGUGACGUUGAAUCUUUUGAAAAGAAGAAUAAAAACCAUUCUUCUGAAAUAGACCAAGUGUUGUCUCAGAAACGUGAACUGGAAAAGAACAUUCAGAAUUUGUCGGAACAAGUUGCUUCUUUGGGAAAGGAAAACCAGGAUCUCAGGACUCAAAUUUUAGAUAUUUCAUCAGAAAAAGAAGAAAUUCAGUCAUCUUUGGACAGGUUGACAUGUGAUAUUGACUUCUUGAAUGGUUUAGUAGGGGAUCUCAAAUUCAGUGUGAAAACCUUGGAAAAUGAGAAAUCUGAACUUAAAUCUGAAUGUGAAACUGCUGAGACCGAAUGUUAUGAUCUCAAACAAAAACUAUCUGCCUCAAAAUCAUUUGAUGAGCAGUCUGAGAAAAAACAACAACUUAUGUCUCAAGAUAUGGAAACGCUUGAAAAUGCCAAGAAAGAACUCCUGAAAAGUGUUCUUUCUUUGGAAAAUGAGAAACAUAAUAUCUUGGCAGAACUUGAAAAGAGGAAGAGUGAAUGUGAAAGUGCUAAAGUGAAACUGAAUGAAAGUUGUGAAAAUGAAAAGAAUCUCAGGGACAAAUUGACAGUGUCAGAAGAGAAGCUGUUGAGCCAUCAGAAAAGAGAAAAGGAGUUGGAAGAUGAAGUCUCUCAGCUGAAGUCAAUUCAGUCAGAGCUCAAGUCUGAAAACUCAAGCCUGGAGAAGGUUGAAGAAGUUGUGAAGGAGAGAGAUGAGUUGCAGGAACAACUGCACUUGCUUCACCAUGAGCAGGGCAAGAUGAGUCUGAAAAUGGAAGUGUUGCAGGAUGCCGAGACUAAGCUGAUGGACAGGGUCAUGGAACUAGAGCAGGUGGAACAAGAGCUGAAUGACCAACUAGAGACCAGCUCCAGACUCUCAAGAGAAGGAACUUUAUGUUCUGAGACAUCUACCAUCACUGAUGUGUCCUCUAAACCGGACAUGUCAGACCAGUCAACAUCAACCUGUGAUCUGACAGGUACUGAUAAACCAGAACCUGUUAAGAAGGUAUCUGGAAUUUUCCAAAGACUUCAGGAGCUGGAGACUGAGAACAAGGACAUGUCCAUGAAGCUGCAGGAUUAUGAAAGUGCUACAACUCAGGCAAAGCAGAUGAAGGAAAAAGUGAAGCUGUUGGAACUAUCAGAAGACAAACUGAUGGAACGUGUUAUGGAAUUGGAACAGUGUGAAGAUAGGUUGAAAGGUGAAGUUCAGAAAUUGAGGAGUAGUUCAAGUGUUGAUGAGAGUAAUAGUGAGAGAGAGGGUAUGAGACGAGCUUCAACUGGUGCUGAAUCUGAUACCUCAGCUUUGAUUACUUAUGUUGAACAGUUAAAGGAAGAUAAAGCAAAUAUUGAAACUCUGUUAGAUGAAGAGAAGCUAAAUGUGGAAAAAAUAGUAGAAGAGAAAAUGAUUCUUCAGGAGGAACUUUUACAUUUGACCGAGAGUGUUAAGGAAGAGAAACAGACAUUGGAAGAUAAGGUGAAGUCAUUGGAAAGAUUGCAUCAAAAGGAACAGUUCAAGGUUGACUCUCUGCAGAGUUCAGAGUUUGUUUUGAAAAAGGAUCUGGAGGCCCUGAAACAUGAGAAGAAGAGUGUUGAGGAUGAGAUGAAUGAUCUGCAGAGUCAGGUCAUUGACUUUCAAACUCAAAUUGUCGACCUGGAGAAUCAGCUUCAGGAAGAACGCCACAUGGUGGAAAUUGUCAAUGAUAAAAAGAUCAGCUUAGAGGAAAAACUUCAAAGUUUUGAGGAAACAGUCUCCCAACAACAACACCUGUCAAAAACAUAUGCCAGUGUUGAGGAUCGCCUGCUGAAGUCCAAGACAGAGGAGUCUAGUGUGUUGAAAGAUUUGGAGAAGGAGUUGAGGACAACUCAGGGAAAGCUAGAGGAAGUGCAGGUUGAAUAUGAGAAGAAGAUCUCAGAUCUUCAGGCUCAACAUCAAGUUCUAGAGCAGAGUGAGAAACAUGUGAAAAGUGCUAUCAAUGUCAAUGUUCAGAAAGAACAGGAACUUCAAGAGCAAAUAGAAACUCUACAAAUUGAGAUUAGUGAAAUCUGUGAUAAAUCAAAACAGCUUGAAGACAGAGUUUCUGUGCUUCAGUCUGAAAAUUCUAGUCUUGUGCUUAAAUGUGACAGUCUUACCAAAGACAAUGAAAAGUUGUGUGAAUCUGUAAAGAACCUCAGACAAGAGUCUGACCCAAAGAAGAAAAGUACCACCCACCACCCAGUCUUGCCAAAAAUCACCUCCCUUGCCACCGCCUCACCUCGUACUAAAGACAUUCUGAAGAAACCUCUUCCAUUUGGUGCAAACAAAUCAGUGCAAUUUCUCAGGGAAAAAGACCUUCAAAGUCAAGUGACCGCUUUAGAAUCCAAACAGAAGGAACUGUUGGACACUAUUGGUAAACUCGAAAGAGAAAAUGCCAAGCUGAAGGAAGGUCCAUCCUAUACCUCAACGUCCACACUGUACCUGACUCCAGCCAGUAAGAAGUACGGAAGCUCACGGUACUCGGGGACAAAGGAGUCCUCUAGCGAGGAGCUGCUGCAGAAGGUGCAUCUGCUGGAGCAGGAGAAGGAACAGGGGCGACAGAAGGUGGAGGAGUUGGAGAAAUACAUCACAGCAUUCAAGGCUGAAGUCACAAACCUGAGGGAUUUCAUUGUUGAGGGGGAGAAAAAGGCGACAGAUACAUUCCAUAUUAAACCCAAACCAAUGUCGCCUUCAGUGUCCCUGCACCAUGUGGCAGAAAUCUCAAAUCUAGAAGUUGAAUUACGACGGAAGAUGGCCGAGAUACAACACCGAGAACAGACCCUCAGAUCUGAAGUUAGUCCAGUUGGUGUUGAAAAACUCAAACACCAGGUCAUUGAACUCAAAGCAUCAGAAGCAAGACUUAAACAAAAGGUUGUUGAACUUCAGCUUGUAGAAGAUGAUCUCAGAAAGAAAAUAAAACACUCUGAUAGGUCAGCCAAACCACCACCCGUACCAGCAUCGAAGUGUGAUGGAAAUCAUGCAGAAUUCUUCCAUAAGAUUGAUACCUUGAAGAAACGUGAACAUCAUUUGAAGCAGCAGAUAGAGAGACUGGAACAAGAUGCCAAGAAUCAGGUUCUGUCCAGAAAAGUGGACCAACUUGAGCAGUCAGAGAAAUCUCUGAAGAGGAAAGUUGAACGGCUUGAGACUAGCCAGGUGGCAGCACCUGUUGCCACAGAGACAACAGACAACAUGUUGGACAAACCAGAAGAUGUACUGCUUCAGCAGAUCCGUGAACUGGAGAAGCUGGACAAGCAUCAUAGAGAACAGAUAUCUGAACUGGAAGCAGACAGAGAGGAGCUCCAUGAGAUUGCACGGAGGGACAAAGGGACCAUUCAUGAUCAGAAUGUUCGCAUCCGGGAGCUGCAGCUGUCGGAGAAGGUGCUCCGGGAGCAGGUGGAAAAGAUGGAGGCUGCAGAGUCGGAACUCUACCAGAAAUGUGAAGAUCUGGACUCCCAGAAAACCAAGAUGGAGGACCAGACACAUCUCCUGCAGAUCCAUGAGAGGAGACUCCGCGAACUUGUCAAGAAACUCAAACUGGAUGAGGAAUUAUGGAUUGCAAAAUCCGAAAACAUGGAAAUGACUGUAGAAGAGCUUGCUGCUUCAGAGGUUAAUCUGAGAAAGAGGCUAGAGGAGCUUGCCACAGAGAAGAUGACUCUGGCACAGAAGUCAGAAUAUCUUCGACUUCGGUGUCAGGAGUUGGAAAGCUCUGAGACAGCUCUGUAUGAGAGGGUGAAGAAUUAUGAAAAUGUGGAAGUCAGUCUUCAGAACAAGUUAAUGGUGUUAGAAAACUCUGAGGCAGCAGCUAAUAGUAAGAUAUCCGAACUAGACAUGAUGAAUAUGGACAUUUCCACGCGGCUACAGAGAGCCGUGGAGGAGAAUGCUGUCCUGUACAAUCACAUCCAGGGCAUUCAGGGAAAUGUGCAAGAGCUGAACAGGCAGCUUCUUGUAACAAAAGACUCAGAACUCGGUUUGAAACAGCAGGUGGAGAGUUCAGAGAAGAACGAAACUGUGUUGCAAAAACGUUUGAAGGAAUUUGAGUUGCGAGAUAUAGACUCUCAGGCUAAAGUGAGGCAACUUGAGCAGACUGAAGCUAUUAUGAAGGACCGCAUCAGUAAUCUACAGCGGAGUGAGAACAAACUCAAGUACCGGAUUCAGGAACUGGAGAGCAGUGGCAAACAGUCUUUGGAGGGAGCGUCCAGGGAGAGGCUCCCCCGCACUCUUGAGGAGUGUCACAAGAGGAUUGUGGUCCUUCAGAAUCAGCUCAAGCAGACUGCCCAGUUUUCGGAUGAUGAUGAAGGAGCCAUAGUAAAAGUGCCGAAAACGGAGUUGGCACAAGUGCAGGCAAAGAUGGUUUUGCUCGAAGAAUCUGAGCGUCAGUUGUCUGAGACCGAGAAACUUGUUUCUCAUCUCCGAGACACAGUGGUACAGCUCAGACAGGGCAAGGGUUCGUGUGGUCAUGAGGUGGAGCUGGAUGUAUGUAGGAAGAGGAUCCAAUCCUACGAGAACAUCUUGCAGCGUCUCAAACAAAUCCUGCCAUCAGAGCAGGUGCCCUCUUUGUUGAACCCUGACUCAGAUCCAUCUGUUCAGGGCUCAUCCAGUGAGAACCUCCCAGCACGAGGUCUUCAGUCCUUGGAGUCAGAGAGGGUUAUGCAGACAAUGAGAGGCUUGACCAGGCCAGUGGGGACCGCAGCGUUGCAACCCCAGGCCAUACAUGCUGAGGAACAGGUGCCCUCAGACCUCAGCAGUGUUGAAGAAGAAAAUAUGCAUCAGGUGCAAGGAAGCAGAGUGUACACCCGCCCUCGUGUAUCUGCUUCUCAAGAUGGCCGAAGCGGCCAUCUUGAAUCUAGUGAUGCUGAAUCUGUGAUGGAGGAGCAGUGGAAGAAAAUUGAAUCUAAGAAACCACGUCUGGAGAAGAAAGCAGAUUUGUCUGGCAACUGGAAGAGUGUUGCCAAGGCUGUUCCUUCCACCUCCCCCAGGAAGAACACAGAUAGUCAGGAGGAAUUAAUAAUAGGUCUCACCCUUAACUCGGAGAGUGAGCACAGCCAUUACCGAUCACAGAAUGACACGGAUUCCAAUAGGUCAAGCCCUCAGCUGCAACGAGCUAGAGCAUCGAAGGAUACUAGCUUUGAAUCGCAUGCUCCGCCUUUGCCAAAAUCGCUUCCACCAUCUUUGCCACAAAAGGUGGGAAAUUUCGCAGAGAAAUCCUACUAUCUACCGAGCUCAGAGUUGGACGGUAGUGCUGACGAGACUCAGAGGUCAGCAGGUCAGCGUGUCCCUCACCUGCAAACAGCGCCCCCUGUGUCUGCCCAGGUUACUCGGACAGUGUCGGCUGAGAGUGUUGCCGACAGUGGGCAGGGCACCAUGGGAACAGGAUCAAUGUUCUCGACAUCCAGGGGGUCGGUCAUUAGAGACAGGAUAGCGCAGCUUGAGAGACAACUGCAGUCCAAGAGCUCGGGAGCUGAGAGUAGGACUGAUGAAGAAGAUACUGUGUUUUCUUGGAAACAUAAGGCUCUAGAGAAACCACGGCAUAUUGAGAUUAUUGAGAAGGAGAAUAAGAAUGUCAAAGAUGAAAUCAAUAAGUUAGAGAAGGAGUUAGAGGAGAAGAGACGACACAUUGAUACAUUUACAACUUGGAUGUCUGAGGCAGAGGAACUGCUCAGAAACCAGAACAAGCAAAGCGACAGGGACAUAGUACAGAACUUACAGUCACAACUAGUCAACAUUAGGUCUGAACUACAACACACAGGAUAUCGGAAAGAAGACAUAUUGGAAGACCCAGCAGCAUUUAGAACAGAACUUAACAAACGGGAUAGAGAAAUAGCAGCUAAAACUAGUGAGAUACAGACACUAACAAGGGAAGUCCUUCGAUGGAAGGAGGAAUGUGAUAGGACAGAAAUAAUGCGUGCCAACGCACUUGACAGUCUAAGAAAUUUGGAGGUUGAAGUAACACAUUUGGAGAAUGCUGACGAACAGCUAAUGGAGUUGAAGGAAGAAUACGACAAACUUCGGGAACAGCUCAAUGAUCUGAGGAGUGUCUGCACAGAAUAUAAGCAUGUUCUGGCUGAGAAAGAAGAUCUUGAAGAUGAGAUUCAAAAUUUGAGGCUUCGUCUUAAAGAUUUUGGUGUGAAGGAAGCAGAAAAUAAUGCCCUUGAAGGACAGCUGGAGGGAGCUUCAAGACUUCUCAGUGACCGGAUGGAGCGGGUUGAGCAGCUGAAGCAGGAGCUGGUUCACCUCCAGGACAAGAUGGCGGACAUUGACAAGGAGAACAAUCACCUGAAGUCCAUGCAGGAUGACUAUCAUAACAUUAAAUCCAGGUAUGAGGAGAUGGAGAGACUGAAGAACAAGGCUGUAAUGGCCAUCUCCCCUCUGAAGGCUCAGGUGGCCCGGCUCAGCAGGAAGUGCAGGGAGAAGGAUGCUUUGAUCCACCGUCUAGCAGAGGAGCUGAAGCGGUGCCAGACUGCGGAGAACCUGGCUUCGGUUCUGGAGGAACUGGAACAGUUUGAGCAGGACACCGAGAAUGAGGAGUACUACCGCCCCCUCUCACCCUACACACAGGCCAAUCGGGCUGAUAGUCCAAGGGCAGGGAAGAUUGACGUCAACAGCUUUAUUAGGAACCAGAGGAAUUCUGGGCGGUGGUCCUCGUCUUCAUCACUAUCAGACAGUCGGGAUCUGUCCAGCGACCCUGAGAUGGGGAGUGUUGAAUCUGCCAACAAGAGGAGGCCCAAAUCCGCUGACCACUUGAUGGGUCGAAGGUCACCAUUCCAGGGAAUUCUCCAACGCUCAAUCAACGCGAACAACCUGAGUCCAAGGGGCAGUGGUGGACUGGUCAACAGCAUGAGGGAGAAAUAUGGACAUCUGCCAGAUGCCAGUCACUUUGUGGCCAUCACAGACUACAUUCCAGACGUUUCAUCAUCUACCGGUCAUCCCAGUCUGCAGCUUCGACUGCAGGAAGGUGACAGGUCAAGGUCACAGGUCCAAUAUGAGAAUGGUUACUAUGAGGUGGAGUGUAACGGGAGAGCGGGUCUGGUUCCUGCCACAUGUCUCCAGCCUGCAGGACUGGGUUCUAAUGGACACCAUGGAACACCCAAAGAGAGGAGGUUAAAACACCUGAAGAACCAGCCUCCUCACCAAGACAACAGCCCGGAGAGAGUGACGGAGAUGUAUCAUCAGCUGCAGGCUCCACAGAUCUCCCCCAGACAUGGGGGCAGCAGCAGCAGCAGCAGCAGCAGGUCCACCCCCACCAGUAGCCUCACCCAUCAUGGCACACAGACACCCAAACACCUGGUGUCCUCCACAUCUGCUCAGACACGCUCACACAAGCCCAUGUUUAAACCCCCCCAGAGAAGUGGUCCACCUGAGGCUCCAAGACAAUUCCAUGUGGAGCGGCUGGUUGGCGAGGCUGGUAUCAUGUUGUCAUGGAUACCACCAGAUCUUGAUGAAGUUGGUUGUAGCAACAACUCCCAGGUUGUAGGCUACAGGAUCUACCUGAAUGGCCGCCUGUGUCUGCAGCCCUCUAGUCCCCACCUGGCAAAGUCUGUGAUAGAGAACAUCGACCACAGCCAGCACCAACACUUCUCCAUGCAGACAGUCAGCAGCUCGGGGCAGACCUCCACGCUGGUGGAGACUCUGUACAAACCCACUGAACUGCCUCACAUUGAGAGAAGCGAGAAUGAGGCUGCCCCAGAGCCAGAUCUGACCUCCAUUUUGUCUGGUCGACAUUAUGACCAGGCACAGAAGAGGCUGUUUAUGGGCGUGUACGACUACGACCCCAGCCACCACUCCCCGCAUGAUAACACAGGGUAUGAACUGGCGUUCAGGGCAGGAGAUGUCAUCGAAGUGUUCGGUCAGCUCCGUCCGGAUGGCUUCUAUCAUGGCCAGAUAAAUCGCAAGAGAGGCCUUGUGCCAGCAAGUUUCAUUGAAGAAGUCCCUCCUCCUUACAGACCGGGGACCUCAAGUUCUUCCUCUAAUCUUCACACUCCACGGUCGACCAACAGCACACUGCGACGCACACCUCGUUCAUAACCUACACUUUUUCCCGUUGACAUGACCUCACAAAUUUGCUUUCAUCACAAGCUUGCAGAAGGGCUUUUGCCAUGUACAAUACUUGCAUAAUUCACACCUUUCAUUGCCAGCAAUUUAUUGGGACUGUUGAUUGGUGCGUUUAACUUUAAAUGAUGAUGCUAUGGCAACUAGCAACAAGCUGUACUCUCAUUGGACAGUUUCAGCUUUCUUAUGGUUAAAGAUGUCAGUGAUUGGCUGAGAAGUUGCCUGUUUUGUGAGGUGUUUGUCGAGUGGCUGUUGAUAUUGGAUACGCUAGUGAAUGAAAUCUCUGAAGCCAGUUUCACAGUAUUGAUAUAAUAUUGAUACAAGGGUAAUUAAUGAUGUCAGCAUGUUUUUCUGUGUAAAACCAAAAGCUCCACUUCCAAAAGAUGAUUCCAUUGUGUGACUCCUUGCAAGUUGUUUAUUACUGACAAGGUGCGAUUUCAACUCUCUAAAUAUCUUGAUCUUCCACCAAACAUGAAUGUUAUGAAAAUGGCAGCAUUAGCAAAAUAGCAGUUUGAACUCUCGAUGCUGGGGGUCAGCACCGUUUUGUUCUUCAGUACAAAAUUGUCAAAGUAUUGUGCCAAGUUGUGCCAACAUUAUUUUGGUUAAGUACUUCCUACAUUUACCGAUCUUGUUUCCUUGCACCAUGCAAGACAAAUGUUGAUAUUAUGUCUUCUAUUCUGAUAUAUGACUGUUAUGUUCAGACAGUAAUUAACACGCCAGUAGGAAAACUUCACGACAUUGUGUGCCAUUAACUCAGCUUUGCUAAUCUGUAUCCUACUCAUUUGUUAAUAUGAAUUUAUUUAUUGAAACAGAAUUCCAGUGAAAUGUUGUUAAAAAAUGGCUGUUAACAGUUGUAGAUAAAUAUAUCGUUGAUAUAUUGCAGUUAAUCUGUUUUUGUUUCAAAUUCCAUUGUACAUUACUAGGAUUUUUGUGGACCAUAUUUUGUUGUGAUUUUGAAAUAUCUAUUCAACAAUCUAAUAAUCAAAUAUAAAAUUCCAAUUUGAUAUUCUUCAGCAUUAACUGUUUGUAUUUGUUGAAAUCAGUGGAUAUGUCAAUAUCUUAGUUCAGUUAUCCAAAAUGUUCCUUUCAUCCUCAAUUAACUAUAUAUUAAAGUUCGACUUAGUCAAAAAUGUGCAUGGGUUUCAUGUAAUGUUUGUGUUGAUACAAAUGUUAUGCUUUGAUUUUUAAAUGAAUGGUUUAAUUACAAAUGUGCAUAUAACAUUACUUGAGUUCAUCUCUAUCCUGAAAGCUGUUUAUGGAAUGUUGUAAACAUUCAGUGUUAGCAGCUAAUGUGUACAAAAUAAUCAAACACUGAGUUAAGUCAUUGUAUAGUUGUACAGGGUUGGUAGGAGAAUAGUAUCCUACUGAAUGACCUCAAAUAUUAGAAGUCAGGUCCCGGAAGGAAACAGUAUCCCAUCUGCAUGUUGACAGAUGGAUGGUCCCACGAUUUUGACAUGUUUAUAAUCACACUGUAAUAUACGGUUUGUAUUUUGUUGAUGAUGUUAUUAUGAAUGCAGUUGAACUAUGCAAAAUAAUUAGAGGCAAUAUGUAUGUACUUAUUUUUAAUACAAUGCUCAUACAAAAUUAAAAACAAUGUAAACAUUA
Molecule: messenger RNA, 14863 nt
Organism: Haliotis rubra (blacklip abalone)
Lineage: Eukaryota; Metazoa; Mollusca; Gastropoda; Lepetellida; Haliotidae
Product: golgin subfamily B member 1-like
Molecular function (GO): kinase binding; microtubule binding
Source: RefSeq, a predicted model, not a curated record